UAGCACCGUGACGCCGGCGCCCAGUUUCGGGGACCCCGCCCGAGGCCGGUGUCCAGUCGCUUCGGCUGCUUUGUCGUUAGCCUUUAGGGUCGCCCGGUGACUCUUCGCAUGAAGCCAUUUCCGUUUCGUUUGAGCCACAGAGACGGCGGCGAUGGAAGACGAGGAGAGGCAGAAGAAACUCGAGGCCGGCAAAGCAAAGCUGGCUGAGUAUCGGCAGAGGAAAGCGCACGCCGACUCCCAGAAGAAACAGAAGAAGAAGAAGAAAAAGAGGCACGCGGAGGAUUUGGAGGGAGAUCCACAUGGAAACCAGGAGGUGGGGCAAGAUGAGUCCACGGUGGGAGAUGAGGUUACAGCAGGAGGAAGGGGUGGUGUAGAGGAAGAAGAAGAUCGACACCCGCCUACCACAGAAUUCACCUUCGCCAGAACUCUACGGAGUGGAGAGACCGUCAAGCAUGACCAGACCUACACCAUAGAGCCGGAGAGUGAGGUGUCCACCACGGCUGAAGACUAUUCCUCUGAGGUAAACGGGUGCCAUGAGAUGACUGGGAACCUAAUGAAGUCCUCCAAGGAUUUUGUCUGGGAGGACGCUGAGGUCCUGCAGCAGGUGGCAAAGGAAGGCAGGAUGCAGGAUAUAGAGGAUGCACUGGCUGCCAAGACCCUAGCCGUGGAGGAAUUAAGCCGCGAGCUUGAGGAAUUAAGGUCUGCCUUUGGCACAGAAGGAGUACAACAGCUCCAGGACUUUGAGGCUGCUUUGAAGCAGCGAGAUGGCAUCAUCACCCAGCUCACUGCUAAUCUACAGCAGGCUCGCAAAGAGAAGGACGAGAUCAUGAGAGAAUUUCUGGAGAUGACAGAACAAAGUCAGAAACUACAUAUUCAGUUCCAGCAGCUGCAAGCAGGUGAGACUUUGAGGAACACCAGCCACAGCAGCACUGCAGCUGAUCUUCUGCAGGCCAGGCAGCAGCUCGUCCAGUGCCAGCAGCAGUUGGAGGAUCUGAGCUCCCAGGUCAAAGGGUACCAGGAGAGGAGCAAUGAGCAGCUGCUGCAGAUCAGCCAGCUCCAGCACAAAUUUAAUGAGAUGGAGAUGGCAGGAAGAAAAUCAGAAGAAUCAUUUGCACAAAGGUUUAAUGAAAAAGACCGGCUGAUAGCCCAACAGGAAAGAGUUAUGUUGGAACAAGAGCAGUCCCUAAAAGUCGUAACAGCAAAACUUUCACUUGUGGGCAGAGAAGUCCAGGAUUCAGUUGCACAAACCUUGCAGGAGAAAGAUCUGCUGAUUUCUGAACAGAUUGCAAUAAUUACAGAACAUGAGCACUCGCUGACCCUGCUUAGGGAGGAGCUUUCUCAGGUGGGAAGGACCACACAAGAAAUUGUUGGUCAGAAGUUGGAUGAGAAGGACUUAAUCAUCGCAGAGCAGGAGAGGGUAAUUUCAGAACGUGAUUGCUGUCUUACCCAGCUGGAAGAUGAGCUGGAGUCCUCUAAGAAACAUCUUAAUGACCUCCACCAGCGAAUGACCUCUAAGGAGCUGGAGCUUGAAAGAUGCCUGGAUGAGAUGGAAAGCACCAAGGGUGAUUUAGAGAGCUGUAAGGGUGAGUUGAUUAGUUGUAGAUUGGACUUGGAGAAAGGGCAAAUUGAGUUGGAAAGCUGCAAGAGUGAACUUAUGACCUCCAGACAGAAGGAGCGAAUGUCAUCUAAUGAGAUCAUGCAACUAAUGGGCACAGUAGAAGACCUGCAGAAACGUUGUCACCAGGGUAGCAUGUCUGAGAUGGACACACUCCAAAGGAUAGAGAGGGAAUCUCUCCAGAAGCUUGAGGUUCUUAGGGCAGAGUUAGAUGAGAUGUAUGGUCAGCAAAUUGUGCAGAUGAAGCAGGAGCUUAAUUUUCAACAUGCAGCACAAGUAGAACAGUUGCUGGAGCAACAUCGUGCUGAACUUCAGCUAGUAAGAAGCCAGGAGGCACCUCAGAGUCUUAGUGUUACCACUAGCCUGGUAAACGACCUCAAUGCUACAGUUAUGGAGCUUCAAGAGAGGCUCCAAGAGUCCCAGGCAAUGCAAGAUAAAGCCAUUAAUGAACUGAGUCAGGUAGCUCAGGAGAAGCUCAACCUGCAGGCUCAGGUUGAAGAUCUUCUCAAAGAUCUCCAUUCUGCUAAAGAUAAAGUGGAGAAGGCCUCUCAGAGACUUGUUUCUCAAGAAAGCCAACAAGGUGAAUUGCACCGCCUCCAGGAUACUGUCGAUAACCUUAGGUCUCAGCUGGCCACUGCUGAGGAAGCUGCACAAGAGGCAGAGACAAAGCAUGAGUCUGAGACAACCAACUACAAGAUCAAGUUGGAGAUGCUUGAGCGGGAAAAGGAUGCUGUUCUUGAUCGCAUGGCUGAGUCACAGGAAGCGGAGCUGGAGAGACUGAGGACACAGCUUCUAUUUAGCCAUGAGGAGGAGCUCACCCAUCUCAGGGAAGACCUACAGAGGGAGAGCUACCUCAAUACAGAAAAUCUCCUAAACGAAGCCUCUGUCAAACAUGACCGAGCUUUGGAAGAGUUGCGUAUUUGUUAUGAAGACCAGUUGCAGUUAUUAGGGAGAGAGAAAGCGGGGUUUGUUACAGAACGUGAUGAACUGUUACACCAAAUACUUUCACUGAAGGAGGACCUGAAGCUAUCUUUGCACAGCUCCAAGGCAGAUGAGCUGGUCCAGCAACUUCAAGAACUUCAAGUAGAGGUUGAGGAACUGAGAAAGGGAGGAGCUGAACGUGCUAGGAUGGAGAAGGAAUUUCAGGCACUGCUGAUGAAGACAGAGAAACUAGAAAACCAGUCAAAAGAUAAAGAAGAGUCUUGGAAGAACAAACUGAUGGAGCAGGUAACCAAACAGGAGGUGUUAAUAGAAUCAAACAACACUUUGAAAAGAGAGUUGGAGGCAAAACAUAAGGAUAUGGAAUCCCUCAUGGAGGAGAACAACCAAAUACAGCAACAAAUGGUUCAGCUGAGGGAGGAACUUGAAAAGCAGCAGACUACUUUCUCAUUUGCUGAAAAAAACUUUGAUGUGAACUAUCAGGAGCUUAAGGAGGAAUACACGUGCCUCACUGAAGCAAAGACACAGUUGGAAGCGAAGACACUGAAGGAGACACUUGAGUUAGAGGCAAAAAUUGCCAGCCUCCAGUUACAGAUUCAGGAGCUUCAGGAUGGUCGUAAAGUUAUUAAACUAGAAGAUGAAUACAAAGACAGCAGUGGUUUUAUAGAGAAAGAUACUACUGAAUUGAUGGAGAAGCUCAGUGUUGCGAUGAGUGAGAAUGAAAGCCUGUCUGUGCAGCUCUCUGAAGUUACAGAGCAACUGAUUUUUACCAAGGAAAGAUUGGGCCAACUAGAAGGAGAGCUGAUGUCGGUUAGACAAGAAAAUAAGGCAGUCAUGGCCCAAAAUAAUAGCCUGGAGAAAGAACUGGAAGGGGAGCGAGAGAUUAUAAGAGAGCAGGCAAGAUUGCACAAUGCUGAAAGCAAAGCUAAGCUUCAGCAAGGGGAGACGACUGCUCAGCCAGUAGCCUCAGUUUGUUCAAUUGAGGAUCAUCACAUCCAGAUUCUUUCUUUACAAGGGGAGGUAGAGACUCUCCAGUCCCUUUUACAAACAACUGAGGCAGAGCGAGACAGCAUUCGGCAUGCCCUGGAAGUCCAGAGGCUUUUGCAGACUCCAUCUCCAGCAGCAGUCCAGUUUUCAGGGGAGGGACCUGUUGAAGGACGAUCCUCCCCGCAGAAGUCCACAGCCUCAGGGUCAAGCAGGCGCAAAAGACGGCAGAGAUCGAAGCAAGAGCGCAAAUCAAACACUGUUCUGCCAGACAAAAGAGAAGAGAGACAAAGGCAAGAGGAAGAGGAGCCAUCAGUGGAGGAAGAGAGGGCUGCGAGUGCUGCAGAGCACGGGGAGCAGGUUUCGAUGGAGAGCCAGGUUACUUUGCAUUCGCAGCAGAGGGCCAGUAAGGAGGAUUCGACUGAUGGAUACCAGAGAGACAGAGACCACAUCAACAAACGGGUGAAGAGGGGACAUGGGGCGGAGCGGCACGUGGAGCUUGAAGUGCAGCUGGAAGCAGCGGCUCAUGGGGAGACCGCUGAGCAUGGGGAGUGCCGGCUCCAGCUGGCGGCCCAACGCAUCAGCCUGUCUCAGAUCCACGCUGCCCAGCUCGAGCUACUCCAAGAGCAGACUGAUACCCACACAUGCUCCCUGGAGCUGGAGCACAUGAAAGAGAAGCAGGAUCGAGAUGACGCCAAAACUUUCAAAUACCAGAAUGUGAUACAAGCAUUGUCAGAAGAAUGCAAUCAGCUAAUUCUGUCUUUUGCAAAUAUUUUUGGUGAUGAGUUCUUGGGGUUUAUCCAUCAAACUGAUGCGGAGGGCUGGUCAACCCCUCCAGUUGAAAAAGAAGAAUCCAGGGAUUCACCGUCUGUCUUACUGGAGGCCAGAGAGCUUUACCGAGACCUUCAGCUGGUGAAAGAGAGGAUUGAGCAGGAACUUGGGCGAUUGACACAGCUCCAGACGGUGCUGAAAGCUGACGGAAACAAGAUGAUGGAACUGCAGAAGGCAUAUGAUGAACUGAAGGACAGCAGUGAGAAGGAGAUCGCCAGCCUUCGUAGACAGGCUGCUGGCUCAAGUCCCUUCAUCUGCAAAGACCCCGAGGAGCAGGCUGGCACAGCGUUCACCUCCUACUCUGAGGACCUGGAGAGACUGAGGGCGGAGGUCCAGGAGAAGCAGAUCCGACUUGAGGAAAGACACAAACAGGAAAUGGAACAUCUCAGAACCUACUACCAGCAGCAGGCUGCUGAGACCGAGGAACGCUACACCACAGAGCUCAUUAUACUGGAACAGCGUCUCCAGGAGGUCACAAGCACCCAAACCCAGUUCAGCGUUGCCCCGGCCAGCUACGAGAUCAUGGAAGAGCACACCGAGGAGCUAAAGCAGCCAGGUGAGGAGGAGGCGUCGGAGGUCGAGGCGGAUGUGGAGCCACGCUGCUCCUCCAGGUCUACGGGCCUGACGGCGCAGCUGCAGACACUGAAGAGAGCGCUCUACCACAAGUACUUCCAGGAAGUGGCUGCACUCAAGGAGCAGCACAGCAGCGAGCUGAGGAGGCUGAGAGAGGAGCGGGAGCAGGAGAGGAGCGAAGGGAAGGCGCGUGCAGACGGUAGGGAGGAAAACGCAGGGGUGGCGGAAGCUGAGUCUGAUCUGGAAGGCAUCAGAAGGGCCGGAUGCUCCAUCCAGCACCCCAGAGGAGGUGGAUCAGCCGUGCAGGAGGAAAAAUUGUACUGGGAGAGAAUGGAGCAGGAGGUUGCUAAGGUCAUAGUUCAGAUGUCAGUGGACUUUGCCCAGCAGACUGAGCUGGCCCGAAUCAGCAAGCACUCCUGCCAGACAACUUCAGCCAUGCAGACCCAGCCUGAGGAGGAAGAAGGGGAGGAGGAAGAGGAGACGGAGAGGGAAAAUGAAGAGCCGAGCCCGAGGGUCUUUCCGGGUGAUGUCUCCUCACUGGAGGAGGUGGAGAGGAAGUGCCUGGAGAGGCAACUGAAGGAGAUGACUGCUGAGGUGCAAAGGUUAAAGGAGCAGCUAAGGAAAGCCGAACUGGGACCUGAGCAGGCAAUAAAUAAGGGAGAAGAGAAGGACAGAGGAGUGGGACAUCCGGAAGACCAGGAGGGGCCUCAUAAAAUGGCCGAAGGAAGCAACAUCUCAUCGCAUGACGGACUUGACUCCACCAGUGUUGACGUUAUCACUACUGAAAGAAACCUCCUGCGUAAAGCCAAUGAAAGAAUCAGACAGGUGCUGGUUGAUGUCCUGAAGACCACGGUGGCAGCAGAAGAGACUAUGGGUCUCCAUAUGGAGAGCCUUCGUGAGGCUUCCAGUGCAGGGCUGCACCCUGCGCCACCCCGUGCCACCACACAGCGAGCCACCUGGCAGAGAGUCAGCUCGGAGCCCUUCAGACCCUAUACUACAGGUCCCUCCUCAGAGAGUUGGCACGGCAGUGAGACGGGCACAGACGACGGCAGUAUGUGGUCCCGAGAUCCAGAAACUGACGAGGGUCUGGAGGUGUCUCAGCAGAUGGUGGACAGCGUGCUGCUGGGGGUGGAGACUCAACUGGAGAACGAGGAAUACCUGAUGAGCAUUAGCACCCGCCUCCAGAUGGCAUUGGAGAGGAUGCUGGUAACCAUCACUGAAACCUCCAACCAGCUCGAACAUGCCCGGGUGACCCAGACGGAGCUGAUGCGCGAGUCCUUCCGCCAUAACCAGGAGAUUGGGGAGCUGCUGCAGAAACAGGAGGAGUUGCAGGAGAGGCUGGCCGAGGAGGCCAGGGCACGAGAGCAGCUGGCUCUGGAGCUUCACCGAGCUGAGGGUCUGAUUGACGGCUAUACAGGCGAACGGGCUGCCCUAGAAGAGCAGGUGCGACAGAAGGAAGAGCUCCAGCUGAGCCUGGAACAAGAGCUGCAGGUGACCAGUAGUCGGCUGCAUGAGCUGGAGCAGGAGAGGCUGCAGAUGCAGGAGGAGCGAGAGCUGUUGUCACGGCAACAAGACGCUAUGAGGGAGCACGCAGGGCCCCGUGAGCUUCACCUCCUUGAGGAGACAGAGAAGCUGAUGAAAGAGAAGGUGGAGGUUCAGCGUCAGGCGGAGAAGGAGAACAUGGACCUUCUGAAGCAGGUGAAACUCCUGGAGGCCGAGCUGGAGGAGCAGGUCAGCAGGGUGAUUGAACUGGAGCAGACACGCAAAGCAGAGAGUGGAGACCUGCAACAACAGGUCCAGGCCCUGGAGAAACAGCUAGAGAAGAACAGGAGAUUCUUGGAUGAACAAGCUGUGGACCGGGAACAUGAGAGGGACUUCUUCCAGCAGGAAAUUCAGAAGCUGGAGCAGCAGCUUAAGAACCCUCCAAAACCAACAGCUGGCUCUGAGCAAAGAAACCGAGAGGUGGACCAGCUGACCUCCCAGCUGAAGGAGAAGGCGGAUUGGUGCAGUGAGCUGCUGCUCGGCACAGAGCAGCUGCAGCGUGAGCUCGGUGAGCGCGACGAGGAAAUUGACAAACUGGAGAGUCGUGUUCGCGAGCUGGAGCAGGCCCUGCUGGCCAGCACUGAGUCUCCGGAAAAGGUUGAACAUAGGAAGCAGCAUGCUUCCAUCAGUGAGGGUACAUGCUCCAUACUGGAGGCCCAGUUGCAGACGGAGAGAGAAGCUUUGGACAGGAAGGAGAAAGAGAUUAGCAACCUGGAAGAGCAGCUGGAGCAGUUCAGGGAGGAGCUUGAGAACAAGAGCGAGGAGGUGCAGCAGCUUCACAUGCAACUGGAGAUCCAGAGGAAGGAGCUCAGCAGCCAGCAGCAGUAUAUGGAAACCAGGGACAGCAUGCUUCAGGUGAUGGAAGAAAAGGACAGGGAAAUAGAACUUCUUAAUGAAAACAUCACUAAACUUCAGCACAUGGAAACAGCAACUGAUAACAAGGAGAUGGAUCAAAGGGAUGAGCUAAUAAGGGAGCUGGAGUCCCAGGUGGAGUGCCUGCGAAGUGAACAGGAGCGCCUGAAGAGGAAAAAUGAAGAGGAAUUGGACCAGCUGAACGCUGUCAUUGACACACUACAGCAGGAACUGGUCAACACUGAGCGGAACCAGGCCUCCGAAGAAGAGGAGGACUGCAAGGACCAGCCAGAGAGCGACGACAGUAGGCCAAGUAAGGAGGAAUAUGAUGAAAUGAAACAGAAGGUAGACCUGGCCACCAAAGAGCUUGUUUCACUCAAAGCAGAACACGGGAAGCUCCUGGAGACAUACAGACGCCUCAAAGAGAAUGCUGUAGCAUUAGCAGAGACAGAAAAACUGGAGAGCUCGGAUGUUGAACUCGAAGACGCUCUCAGGGAGAAAACUGCUGGCCUUGUGGUCAUGCAGGCCCAAGUGCAGGCACUAGAACAGAGCGCUACCUGCAAAGUAGAAGAAUUAGAUCGUCGCAUCCAGGAGUUAGAAGACCUCGUCGAUGAGAAAGAUACCGAGUUAGCCAGCUGUCGCAUCCUUGUUGAGCAAGCCCAAAAUGACGCAGGCAGCCUACAGCAGAAGGUCUUCAGUCUAGAGGAUAAAUUAAGGGAAAAGGUGGCUUCAGCACUCGUUGGCAAAGUCCAACUAGAAGCUUUCCAGCAACAACUGCAGUCAUCAGAGGAUCAUAAAGCCAAAGAGCAGGACAAGGACUCCAGUAGACAGACAGAGGCACAAGUAUAUGACUUUGGAGACUUGGGUAUUCCCAAAAUGGAUUUCUGCGGGAUGGCUCAAACCAGAAAAGGUCCAACAGGGAAGGUGAUCCAUCUGACAGAGAAGCUUCGAGAGCUGGAGGUGGGUCUCAGUGGCAUGCAGAAAGACCAGGAGCUCCAGAAGCAACUGCUCUCAAGCUCAGAGGAGGAAGUGUUGGAGUAUGAGAGGAGGCUGAUUGUGCUCAUGGAUUUACUGAAUCAGAUGAAGACCAAGUCUGGUCCACAGCAGAGAACAACAUAUGUGGAGUCUUCCCCUGCUGGUGAUCAGACAUCUGUGUCAGAGCUUCAGCUGGAACUUCAGGAGGUCAGAAAUGAGGUCUCGGCCACCAAAGAGCAGCUCAGCAUCUAUAAGGAGAGCUUGAGUGGACUCCAAGAGGAACUCAAGGAAAAGGGACUCACAAUCGACACACUCCGAGGGCAACUUGAAAUGGCAUCAGAACAAAUACAUAAGGAGGCCAAUGUGUCUGAGCUUCAGCAGGAACUCAGUGAAGUCCAGAAUGAGGCUGCUGCCACCAAAGAGGAGCUGAGCAGCUGCAGAGAAAGCUGUCAUAAGCUGCAGGAACUGUUACAGGAGAGGGAAAUGACCAUCGCUCAACUCAAAGGAGAACUCUUCCGAAUAACCUCAGAAGAGGAAGGGACCAGCGUGCCAGAGAUACUCCAAGAACUCCAGGAGGUAAAGAAUGAAGCGUCCGCCACCAAAGAGGAGCUCCAUGGCUACAGGGAGCGCACUGAGAAGCUCCAGGAAGACCUCCAAGCACGUGACCUCGCCAUUGCCAAGCUGAGAGAGGAGCUCCAUGAGGUAGGAGCAGCCCUCAUCCAAGCAACAGCUGCAGCCUCGCCAUCUCCCUCUCCAUCUCCUCAGCCUCCGUCCUCCUAUUCCUCCACCACCCAGCCCAAAAGGAAAGGAGAGAAAAAAACAGCCAGUAAGGGAAGCAGUGGCAAAGACAAACCAUCUUUGCCCAGGAAAAACUCAGCUUCCACCAGCCAGUCCUGUGACAAACCUUGGAGCCCUCCAUUGAGUAGCGACUCUCAGCAGCAGCGUGUAGCCAUGAAGGACUCUGCGACCCAGACUGAAGCCCUCCAGACAUCUGACCACAGUCUGGGCGGCACGUCUAUGUCGGCUGAAGCCAAAGAGCAGAUGGAGGAGGUGAUUGGGGAGUUCCAAGAGAAGAUUGUCCAGAUGCAGGAGCUCCAUGCAGCAGAGAUACUGGACAUGGAGGCGCGGCAUAUCUCUGAGAGUGAGACCCUGCGCAGGGACACGCAGGCACUGGAGGAGGAGUGCAAGGCCCUCAAGACUCUAAUUGACAAGCUCCGUUCCACUGAGCCCCCCUCAGCAAGACUAGACCGUCCUACACCAGCACAGUUCAAAGAUGGCUACACUAGUGACAGCAGCUCAGACUACAGCCAGCGGACAGGCUAUGACCUGCCAAACUUGCAGCCAGAGUACAGGACUACUCCUGAAGGGGCCAGGAGAGAGGGCGACGAUCCUCUGCCUGACAGAAUCAAGUCACUGCUCCGUGAGGUACACCAGGAGGGCAUGCAGGUGCUCUCCCUAUCUGAGCUUCCCCUGGCUGAGGGCGAGCUAGGGAGCCAGCUCUAUGCUCAGGGCUGGGUCAAGGAGAGAGAGGCCUUGCUUGCGACCGUGGAGUCUCUCAAAGGCCUAAUUACCCAGAUGCAGACGCACAGGGAAACACAGACCUCGGGCAGUGCAGACUGGCGCAGGGAGCUGCUAGCUGCAGUGCAGCAGGUGUUUGCGAGGGAGAGGGGUGUGCUGAAGAGCACCCUCUACAGCCAGCUGGACCUACUAGACACCAGCGAUACCAUCGUCCACCUGAACCAGCUGGAGCGCAGGCUGGCUGAACAGGAUGCCAAGCACAAAGAAGCCAUGGGGUCUCUCCAGACAGCUGAUAGGUCCAGUCUCCUCUCUGAGAUUCAUCACCUUCGUGGCCAACUGGAGCAACUCCACCGAGGUCUCCAGCCUGCCGCAGCAUCGGUUGGUGAGAUAAGUGUUGAGCAGGAGAGAGGGACUGCUGGUGUCCAUGCUAGCAGUGGAGCAGAGGAGCAGAGGCUGCUGGUGGAGGAGCUGAAAGGAGAACUGGCUCAGACCAAGCUGGAGCUGGAGACCACGUUGAAGGCCCAGCACAAACACCUCAGAGAACUGGACACACUCAGGGCUGAGGUAUCCCAGAAGGCUUCUGAGCUGGACACACUGAGUGACCACCUAUCAGCAGAAAGAAAGAGAAGCAGAGAUCUGCAGUGGGCCAUGGAAAAGGAGAAAUGUAAGACUGGAAGGAGCCAAGAGAGCAAGCAAGAGGAACUAGAGGACCUUCAGCUUACGUUGGCAGAGCAGCAGAGCCGUGUGGCCCAGCUGACCUCAGCCUUGGAGCAGGAGCACCAGACCUCCACCCAACUCACCCAGCAGGCUGACCAGGAGCGGAUCAGCCUCCACCGUCGCCUCCAGGAGCUCCAGGUCCAGCUGGAGACCGAGCGAGCCAAGGCCCAGGAGAUGAGCAGUGUCCUGGGGAGAGAAAGGGAGCUGCGGACGGGCAUCUCAUCCGAAGGAGGUCCCUCCCAAAAAGAUGGGGCAGAGGAGGACGAGGGCAAGCUAGAAAAGGAGGGAGGCAUACUGGAAAGGCUGCAGAGGGAGCUGGAUGAGAAACAUGCACAGGUGGUGCAACUUCUAGGUGAGGUUGAGGCCCAGAAGUUGGAGGCAGUAAGGCGAGAGGAAGAGCUGACUUUGGCAGGUCAAAGGUCAGGAAUAGACCAGGAAGCCCUGCAGGAGGCUCGGGCCCAACUGAGCUUUCUGGAGGCCCAGAUGUCGGAAGUCCAGCUCCAGGUAGAGAGGGAGGUGGAGGGGAGGAGGCUCCUAGAGGAGGAGAAGGAGAGACUGGAGGAGAGAGUGGCUCAACUAAGAGAGAUGAGGACAGAAAAGGUUGCUGACAGUGGACCGCCACUGGCUGAUGGCAAAAGUCAGAGCCUGGGGCACAGUGAGUCCACUGACCGCACCAAAGACUGGGUGUUUCAGCAAAAAGGCAGCACUCCCCUCCUCCAGGAGGUCACUAGGAUGGGACAGACUGGAGGGCCACACCAAGGCCCUUGGCGCACCAUUGACAAGAUUCUGGGCAAGCUACAUCUCAUUGCCUCCAAAGUCCGCAAAAUGGCAAGCAAGGCCACUAGCAGACUGACAACUGAGGUGGACAGUGAGGAGUUGUCCUGGAUCCAGUCCAACAUUGAUGAGGUCAUCACAAUGCUGCAGCAAUCUCCAGGGUUACCGGCUACCCCAGAGAAUGUGGCCCUUUCAGCAGGAGGCACCUGCAACUCACUGACGGAGCGUCUGCUGAGGCAGAAUGCAGAGUUGACGGGCUUCGUCAGCCGUUUGACCGAAGAGAAGAACGACCUGAGGAACCAGACCCUUCGCCUAGAAGAGGAGCUUCGACGCUACCGGCAAGCUGGUCUGGGAUUAGGGGACAGUUCUGGCAGCAGGAGAGGAGCAACCAAGAUGGACUCCGCAGGCCUCUUGCUCUCCCAGGAGCGGGAGGCCUGGGCUCGGGAGAGGCUGCGACUAGAGAAGGCACUGCAUCUGACCCAGGCUCAGGUGGCCCGCCUGAGAGGAGAGAUCAGGACUGACGUCCUGCGAGAAGCGUCCGGGCCUGAGGCCGACAAUGCGGCUCUUAAGAGGAUGUACGGAAAGUACCUGCGGUCGGAGAGCUUCCGCAAAGCGCUGAUCUACCAGAAGAAGUACCUGCUGUUACUGUUGGGAGGUUUCCAGGAGUGUGAGGAAGCCACGCUGUCACUCAUCUCCAGGAUGGGCGGUCGGCCGUCACUCUCGAGCCUGGACUCCCUCAGCCAGCGCCGCCGGGGGCUGAUGCGCUUCCGCUCGGCAGUCCGAGUCUCCAUUGCCCUCUCCAGAAUGCGUUUCCUGGUCAAGCGGUGGCAGAAGGCAACUGGGAUGAACUCAGUAACUUUGGGCAGCGUCAACAAGAAUGGAGUAGGACAAACGACAGGUACGGAGGCAAGAGACUCCCCUUACCUUCUUCACCCAGGGAGUGUGGAGGUGUACAGGGAGAGAGGAGGGGGAGUGUGCAGCAGUAGGGGACGUAGUGGACGUGACUCCCCGAGAUCUGCAGUCUCCUCUACACCACACAGGUUCCACAUGACAGGCGACGCGAGCUCUCUGACCUGCUCCCAUCUCCAGAACUACGACCCAGACCGGGCUCUCACGGACUACAUUUCCAGAUUGGAGGCCCUGCAGAGAAGGCUUGGAAGUGUGACAUCAGGUUCUUCUUCCUAUGCUCAGUUGCACUUUGGCUUGAGAAGAUAGACGUUAAGAAGUUACUUUGGAAAUGGCUUGAAGAAACUCAGUUGCCUUUUCUUGUGCUGAGCGCUCCGCGGUUUUCUAUCAUUAUGGUGUGGACAGUUUAUUCCAUGUGGACCAAAACCUUUUUUUUUUUAAGCGUAUGACAUCUUGUAAUUGGGCUUUUGUCGCCGGCACUUGCGAACAGUUGUUUGUAAUUUUAUCUGUCUCUUUGUUGUGUAUGAAUUACAAUCAUGUAUAUUUGUUAAAUGCUAAUUUAAAAAACCUUUGAUUAAUUUAUAUAAUGUAUGUGUUGUAUGGGUGGAACAUUACGUAGGAAAAUGUUUGGGUUUACUGUUAAGGAGGCUGCUACUGGAUCUUAUACACUACACUGUGUUUUGUGUUAGGUCGGUUUCUCAGACAGACACUACAGAAGACAUUUGUAGAGGACGUAUUUUUGUAAAGGGUAGGAGCUUUGAAUUUUCUGGGUAUUUUGUCAAAAACUGAAAUAAAG
Lampris incognitus (smalleye Pacific opah) is the source of this 13022-nucleotide messenger RNA. It is a transcript of the gene akap9, whose product is annotated as A kinase (PRKA) anchor protein 9. Gene Ontology annotation, biological process: signal transduction. Gene Ontology annotation, molecular function: DNA binding; molecular adaptor activity. NCBI's taxonomy places the organism in Eukaryota, Metazoa, Chordata, Actinopteri, Lampriformes, Lampridae. The transcript has 54 exons. The coding region runs from base 152 to 12535 and encodes 4127 amino acids. The record is from RefSeq and is a predicted model, not a curated record.